GUCGUUCGCGCGUUGGAUUUACAAGUUUUGUACAUUAUUUAUAUCAUAUACAUUGUCAUCAUCAUCGGUCGUCGGUUUUUGAAGGUGGUGAAAGAGUGUCUGGAUAAUACGUACAAGAACUAAGCUAGUCUCGUUCUUUUUAUCCAUACUUUUGUUAUUUCCUUUCUCGUUUGACGUGGUCAAAAUUAUUGUGUCUCUCUCUCUCUCUCUCAGUGCGUGUCCGUCUGUGUGUUUAUAUGUAUACGUGCUGCUGCAACGCAGCGUGUGUGUGCUAUUUCGUGCGAUUGUUGCACACGCAAUAAACGAGAGCAUCAACAACAACAAACAACGAGCUCGAUUUGUCACCGUAUGCAGUGGAUAUUUGCGCCAGGCAACAGCAGCCACUAUUACUGCGUGUAGUGCCUGUGUACAUACGUACAUACAUACACAUUAUAUAUAUAAUACAACAAGCUUUGAUAACUUUCCAAACAUCGGUGUACGUAUAUUAUAUACAGUUCGCUGUCCAGUGUCUGCGAUCGCGGGGAUAUAUAUGUUGUACAACGAUAUAUAUAUAGGUAGAUGUGUAUACCUAAAACACCUGCAUAACCUAUUAUCGCGAGGCGCACACACGGCGGACUGGAUAUCAUCAUAAUACAUGUAUAGAAAAAGAUUGGGUCUGCUCCGUCUGUCUCUGGGACGACGAUGAUUUUUGUGACUGAUUUCGACUGAGGGACUGCUGCGGACGUAAUAUACACAGCCCGCGCCGGAGAGUGCGGAGUGCAUUUUUAUCGUUUGGGGCUCUACACAGGCGGACAGUCGCUGCAAUUUUUGCUGCAAGAUCGUCGAGCAGAAACGAGACCACCAACACACAAUGGCUUACCGUAUUAAUAUAGUCUGUGGCAAUUCAUCUAUCUACCGAUCAAAACCUACACCCGCCGGCUACACUCACGAUUGGGAGUUGUACAUCAAAGGACAGAAUAAUGCCAGCAUUCAUAACUAUAUUGACAAAAUUGUUUUUCAUUUACAUGAAAGUUUUCCAAAUCCUGUGAGAACGUUUAAUAAACCUCCAUAUGUAAUAAGAGAGUCAGGUUAUGCUGGAUUUGAAAUACCAAUUGAUGUUUACUUGAGAAAUAAUUCAGAGCCAAGAAAAUUUCACUUUAAAUAUGAUUUAUCAUUGGCUAAGUUUACAUCGUCCUCUCACUCAAUAACUCAUACAGAAAUUAUAAACAAUCCAUCAGAAGAGUUCGCUAAAAAACUGCGCAAAGGUGGAGCUUUACCUAUCUCAAAUUCUGAAAGUGUUACAGAAAAAAAGAAAUCUAAAUUAGAUCAAAUGGUUGGAAAACCAAGAUUGAGUGGAAAUGAACCAAAGAAACAUAAACACGAUCAAAAGACAUCAGACACAUUCAACGAUGUGUUUGGAACUCCUAUUAAAACUGGAAAAUUAGUCGACAAAAAGCCAAGUGAUAAAAAAGUACAAGCACAACAAUCUUUAUUCUCCGAUAAACCUAUUAAAAGUGAGAAAACAGAAAAAUCCGACAAGUCAGAUAAAAAUCUAAAAACGAAACACAUAUCUCAAAAGGACAAAAAACCAGAAAAAGUACCAGAGGAUACAAAACUGAAAAAAGAUCCUAAUAGAGAAAAAGAUGUCUCAAAAGAGAGAUCAAAAGUAUCAACGAGUCCUGAAGAUAUGAAGUCUGAAGUUAAGUCAUCAACCUCGUCGACCAAAGAGCCCAAGCGACACAGUGACUCCAGUCGAGAUAAAACAAAAGAAAAAUCAAAAGACCCUUCUAAAAGUUCAACCGAUGAAAAAAGAAAAGACAGAAGUGAUCGUAAAAAAGAUAAGAAAAAACCAAAAGACGAAAGAGAACGCGAAAAGAAGGACAAGCACAGAGAUCGCGAGCGUGAGAAUGAACGCAGCAAAGAGGGCUCUAAACCUAUUGAUAAAAAGCCUGAAAAGGAGACGCUCGCUGAACCUAAAAUCGCCAAGGAUCAAAUCAAGUCACCAAAACAAGACAAACCAAUUGCACAGACGCCAGCACCGCCAGUGACUGCUCCACCCACGGUUCCUGCACCGGUUGUUAGUAAUGAUAGUAUUGAAAAAAUAAAAGAACAUAAACACACUAAAAGCGACAAAGAUAAGCAUAGAAAAGAGGAUAAAGACAAGUCCAGAGACUCUAACGAAAAGGAGAGAUCUCGAGACUUCUCCGUGGAAAAAGAAAAGUCGAAGAAACAUAAGAAGCGCGAUAAGAAAGACAGAAAGGACGACAGCAGCAAGGAGAAAGAAAGAAAGGAGCGCAAAGAAAAAUAUCGCGAAAAAUCACAUAAAUCCGCAGAACCGGCUCCGCCGUUGAGUCAAGUGGCUGGUUUCCCAGACCGUUUGAGCAGCGAAUCAGCGGGCUCGGCCGAGGAAGAAACGAUCGUGGACAAAGUUGAAAAAGUGCCCAAUACCCCGAGCAAACCGGACAUCGUGCUCAGAAGCCCAUCGCCGAUUCAAGACGGUCAAACGAGAAUGUCUCCGCCUACGCCGCGGGACCCGAUGAAUUACGAGCAGCAACGUCGCAGAACAAAAGAUAAGAGCGAGCGUAAACGCGAGCGAUCUGAAGCGAGUUACGAGCGCAAGCAGGAUAGAAAAAGAGCAAGACACGAGAGCAAAGACUCGAGCAGCGAACGCAUACCAAGCAAAGACUUGAGAGGUGAAAACUCACCUUUAGAUGAAUCCGUCUCAUCUAGUCUGUCUCCGAUGACGAUGUCAUCGCUCAUUACUUCUAAAAAUAGUAAUACUCACGUUUCGAACGAUGCCGUAUUGAACAUCGAACCCAUAGACGUCGAUAGCGACGACGCAGUUCCAGAUUCGACCGAUUCGACGUUCGACUCGACCACGUCGCCGGCUUACUUUUUGCAGUUGCAGGAGCUGCAGCACAAAAUCAACGCGUUGAAUGAUUUCAACGACUUGCACAGGUUGAUGGCCCUCAUCACGCGGACCGGUCAUUUCGAAGUAACAACGCAGACGGUCGAUUUCGAUCUGUGUCAUUUCGAUAAAAAAACCAUCGAAGCGUUGCAAGACUUCUUUGAUAAUCUCUCGUGACCGGCUUUAGUUUGAAAGAAUUUAAAUUAAAUUGUAUAUAUUUCCAUCUUGAUGUAGAAUUAGAAAUUUGCAAACCAUAAUGAUGUACCAUGACUAUUUUAUUCGGAGUUAAAAGAUAGCUAAUAUCAUACGAAAUGCACGAGCUUGGCGUACGCUUUUUGUAAAUACUGUUAUGGAAAUUGAAAUACUUUGAAUGUAAAUUAUUUUCUCAUUUAUAUAGAUUUAUAUAAUUAUGAACUUUUUAUCAGCUUUGAAGAUUAUAAAAUAUCCACAACUACGAACAAUUUAUACGAAUAUUAAUGGAAUGAAUAACUUACGAGUAGAAAACAUCUACACGAUUGAUAAAAUUUGCACUUCCAUAUUCUUAAAUAUGGAAUAAUUUUUCAUCUAAGUUACCAAAUCAAGAACUAUCGAUUAUCAAAUUCGAAGCGCAUUUUACAAUUCCUCGUUGCAUAAUGAUGCAUCGAUUCUUUUUAAGAUUUAUAUUUACAAGAUGAUUAUACAAAUAUUAUUAUAUAACUAUACGAAUUAUAAAUAUUUAAUAGCCAAAUUCAUGACUGAUGAAAGUUACAUUUUUAAUGUAAAUAAUGUCUAAAAUUGUAUAAAUAGCUGAAUUGUGCUAGUAUUAAAUACUAUAUAAAAUAAACAAACUACGGCACAGAAAUUAUUAAUAAAUGUUUCGAUUAAAAUUUAA
This is a messenger RNA of Trichogramma pretiosum, 3758 nucleotides long. RefSeq names its product glutamic acid-rich protein-like. Lineage: Eukaryota; Metazoa; Arthropoda; Insecta; Hymenoptera; Trichogrammatidae. The record is from RefSeq and is a predicted model, not a curated record. Gene Ontology annotation, cellular component: super elongation complex. Gene Ontology annotation, biological process: regulation of DNA-templated transcription. The transcript is spliced from 5 exons. The coding region runs from base 851 to 3064 and encodes 737 amino acids.